This is a messenger RNA of Pseudomassariella vexata, 729 nucleotides long. RefSeq lists its product as uncharacterized. The record is from RefSeq and is a predicted model, not a curated record. The transcript has a single exon. Bases 99 to 383 code for a protein of 94 amino acids. NCBI's taxonomy places the organism in Eukaryota, Fungi, Ascomycota, Sordariomycetes, Amphisphaeriales, Pseudomassariaceae.
AAUCAAAUGCGACUGCCUUCAAUUGGCCAAUAAAGGUUGACGACUCCAGUGUUCCGUUUAAUUGGACUAAAUGCUGUAGCAGCCUGCCUCAUGCCGCAAUGACAGCUGUUACAUGUUUUGAAGCGACAACUGUGCGGAGUAUAUAUGGCCUGAUCGACUCUACAACCACACGAUUCUUUACCCCGCUGGUGUUGAUGUGGGUGUCGAUUUGUUUUUCAAUCCCACGUGUUUGUCACGGAGCAAGGAUCAACGCAGGCACCGCGGAUUAUGCCAGAAUGAUGGGCUGGAUCACAGCAUGGUCCGUACCUUAUUUUAUAAAUCCCACGGCUCUUAUUAUAAUGGAACAUAAGCUGGCAUAUAAUAGACGCCCUAGGGAUACUUGACGGUACCUCCCGUAUUGUUGCCGUGUUCUGCGGCCAUUGGGAUCGAGGCUGCUGACUACUGAAUCUGGAUCCGUAUGCAAAUGCGACCAACAGACAAGGAGACAGCAACCCUUAUUGUCUAUUGCCAACUUUCAAUACUGAGGCGCAGGUCUAGAUGUGGUCUCGUGUCUCAUUUGUUGAAUUGCCGGCGGUUCGAUAGAAUAGGCCAGCAACCGGACAAAUGAACGGUGCUUGAUAUUUAUCUUCUCUUAUUACACUGAAAUGUGACAUCCUCCAUCAGUCCAUUUUCGUGCAUUAUUUAUUCCAGCACUUGCAUACCAAGCCAAUUGCUUGGUCUGUCCCAUAU